AUGUAUGUGUGUCGGCCAUACAUAGUUCGAUUGCAACCGACUAUAAACCCAGCUGUUGAUGAACCCGAACAGAUGUCUAAUCACUGUAUUAAGGACUUUGAACUAACUGAUAAUCAUCAAAAGGUCAGUAUAGAGCAUAAUUUCAAACUUGGUUGUCAGUGUAGAAUUUUAGCUGCUGAUUUGGAGGGAGUUAAGCUCGAUAUAGCAAUCAUGUGCAGGGACAUAGAAACUAAGUUCCUUGCAGCUUUCAAUUCACGGGAUAGUGAUAGUGAACAAAUAAGUGAACUUAAACACGAGCUUCUUAAGGAAAAGGAGAAAUGUAGUCAGUUGGAGGCUGAUAUAUCUAUUUUGGUUCGAUGA
Paramuricea clavata is the source of this 360-nucleotide messenger RNA. The record is from the annotation of a GenBank genome assembly. NCBI's taxonomy places the organism in Eukaryota, Metazoa, Cnidaria, Anthozoa, Malacalcyonacea, Plexauridae.